AUGUUGCUACAGUUUAUGUCCCUAUGGUGCUUCACGAAUCACGACUAUUUUCUGCCGGUGAUAUUCUUGAUCCUUCAGGUCCUCGCUCUUGCUUACUACACUACAUCCUACUUCCCUGGAGGCUCUAGUGGAUUAAAAAUUUUCUCUUCAAUUCUCCUGUCUACAGUACCAGAUGUCAUGACCCCAUCGUUUUGCUAG
Messenger RNA from Triticum turgidum subsp. durum (durum wheat), 198 nucleotides. Lineage: Eukaryota; Viridiplantae; Streptophyta; Magnoliopsida; Poales; Poaceae. The record is from the annotation of a GenBank genome assembly.